ACACCUCUGGAGAGUCAGGUUGCCCCCUCUGGGUCUUUGCGCCCGAAGCCUGCCUGAGUGCCCACUAAGACCGCCGCCAUUUCUGCCUCUUAUUUCGCGCCUUCUUUUUUAGGCUUGGAGGAGGCGGAGUUGUAAUGCCUGCGCCACUGUUGCCGAGGCGACGACUUGGUUACUUCCGUUGGUUUCAAUGCUUCCGGGUUGGCAUUGCGGUGGCGUUUCCGACUGUGGGAGCCUCGGCUUCCCAGUCGUCCGAUGAGCCCGAGCAGCACCAGAAAAGUGCCACUGUAAGCCAUGAGAUGUCUGGUCUGAAUUGGAAACCCUUUGUAUAUGGCGGCCUUGCCUCUAUUGUUGCUGAGUUUGGAACUUUCCCUGUGGACCUAACCAAAACGCGACUUCAGGUUCAAGGCCAAAGCAUUGAUGUCCGCUUCAAAGAGAUAAAAUACCGAGGAAUGUUUCAUGCCUUGUUCCGAAUCUAUAAAGAAGAAGGUGUAUUGGCUCUAUAUUCAGGAAUCGCUCCUGCCUUACUAAGACAGGCAUCAUAUGGCACCAUUAAAAUUGGCAUUUACCAAAGCUUGAAGAGAUUAUUUGUAGAACGUUUAGAAGAUGAAACUCUUCUAAUUAAUAUGAUCUGUGGGGUAGUGUCAGGAGUAAUAUCUUCCACUAUAGCCAAUCCCACCGAUGUACUAAAGAUUCGAAUGCAGGCUCAAGGAAGCCUGUUCCAAGGCAGCAUGAUUGGCAGCUUCAUCGAUAUAUAUCAACAAGAAGGUACCAGGGGUCUGUGGAGGGGUGUCGUCCCAACUGCUCAGCGGGCUGCUAUCGUUGUGGGAGUAGAGCUGCCAGUCUAUGAUAUUACGAAGAAGCACCUAAUAUUGUCAGGGGUGAUGGGAGACACAAUUUUAACCCAUUUUGUUUCCAGCUUUACGUGCGGCUUGGCUGGGGCUCUCGCUUCCAAUCCAGUUGACGUGGUUCGAACUCGCAUGAUGAACCAGAGGGCAAUUGUGGGACAUGUGGACCUCUAUAAGGGCACUUUGGAUGGUAUUUUAAAGAUGUGGAAACAUGAGGGCUUUUUUGCACUCUAUAAAGGAUUUUGGCCAAACUGGCUUCGACUUGGACCCUGGAACAUCAUUGUAUCCUUUUAGAACACGAGAAUGAAAGCAAAUGCUUCAAGCUCCCAGAUGCUGCGCGUAUAAAAAUGAGUAAGACAUAGUCACUGUUUUCAAGUUCACGUUAUAGUAGGAGGAACAGACAUGUAAGUAGAUAAUUAUAGUGGGUACUUAGUACUAUGUGAAAGAUGAACAAAGUACUGUAGAAGCAUAGAGGAGGGAACAGCCAGUUACCUGGGGGAUUGGCCAAAGGCUUCAUAACGGAGGUGAUAUUUGUGCUAAAGAGCAGAUGUUAUCCUGUGGAUAAGGCAGGGAAAAAUGUUCCAGACAGGGGAGUGUGGGGGAAAGUUUAGUGUGGCUGAAAUGCAGGGCAGUGGUUUUCAAAUACCACUUGAGGCAGAAUUGCCUGGAGAUCUUGUGAAAAUGGAGAUUCUUGUAUCCCAUCACCUGAGAUCCUAACCUUAUUUGGGGCAAAGGCAUUUGCUUUGUCACAGGCAAUUGGCGCAGGUGGUCCCUAGACCUGUAGGAUACAAAAUUUCUAUAUUUCUUAAGAAAGAGUUUGACUUUUAUCCUGGGGGGAGGGGGCAGGCAAAGGAAGUUUAAAAUAGGGGAAUAAUGUAACCAGCUUAUUUUUGGGGAAUAUAACCCUAGUGUGGAGGGUAGCCUGGAGGGGAGCAACCCAAAAAAGGUUAAGACCCACUGAAAUCUACUCCCCUUUAUGUACAGGUAGGCAAAAUAGGGUCCAGAAAAACUAAGAAAAUUUGUUGUGUCACAUAGCCAGAUUGUGGCAUAUUUGAGACUAGCACAUAGUUAUUGGAUUUCUUCCCUGUCUCAGUCUGCCACCCCACAGUACCUUCUUAAGUAUCAGUCUAAAGUACUACGUUUUAAA
Equus quagga is the source of this 1992-nucleotide messenger RNA. It is a transcript of the gene SLC25A14, whose product is annotated as solute carrier family 25 member 14. Gene Ontology annotation, biological process: transmembrane transport; mitochondrial transport. The record is from RefSeq and is a predicted model, not a curated record. NCBI's taxonomy places the organism in Eukaryota, Metazoa, Chordata, Mammalia, Perissodactyla, Equidae. The coding region runs from base 135 to 1139 and encodes 334 amino acids. The transcript has 10 exons. Gene Ontology annotation, cellular component: mitochondrial membrane.